AUGGGAUGUUGCAUAUUAGUUGAGCUCCCAAAUUCUCAAGUUGAAGAUUCUGAUUUUGAGCCGAGCCGUAUAAUCAUAAUCACGGAAGAAUGGGAUUGGAAUUCAGAAAUUGAAUGGAACUUGGACAUGGUUGAGGCCUUUGAUGGGUACAAUGGAAAUGCUGCUGCAAUUUUUGAUAGGGAUAAUUUGUUGAAUCAUAUUUUGAUGGGCACAAUAGAAAUGCGGAAGAAAUUGGGGGUUUGCCCCUAUUUGCUUGUAGAAAUCUUGAAAUUAUUUGAAAACCGCGAAGUCUCAUUUGCAUUUUUCAAGUUGGUCUUCUGUGAUGCUUCGGAAUUCAUAGCCCAGUCGUGUUGUAUUGUCGCACAUGUCUUGGCUGCUGAGGGGUUGAGGUUGAUGGCACAGGAUGUUCUCUCUUGUGUAAGUAGUAGAAUUGGUGAAUGUAGGAGUAAUGAGUUGGUAGAGUUUAUGUGGAGAGAGCAUAGCAAGUAUGAGUCAGAUUUCUCGGUUCUUGAUUCUUUGAUGAGGGCGUUUGUGAAUGCAGAUAUGGGUUCCCAAGCAUUGAAAAUCUGGGAUAGAAUGAGGGAGGUCAGAAUUAGACCAAGUUUAUCAGCUGUUAGCAUUUUCUUUGCGCUGCUAAUUAGAGUUGGUGAUUAUGGUAGUGUAUGGAAGUUAUUUAGAGAUAUGAUCCAAAGGGGACCUUGCCCGAAUAUUUUUGUGUAUAAUGUGAUGAUUCUUGGCUUUUGUAGAAAAGGGUGUGUUAGAACAGGAGAAAGCUUGUUGUUUUUGAUGAGGAAGUAUGGUUGUGAACCUGAUGUUAUUGCACAUAAUUUGCUAAUAAGUGCAUAUUGUGUGAGAGGCUGGACAUCUCAUGCUCUGAAUUGGGCGCAUUUUAUGGCGGAAAGCGGUUGUGAACCAAGCACUGCCACAUUUGUUACAAUUAUUAAUUCACUCUGCAAGGAGGGCAACAUUGUAGAAGCAAGGAAAAUGUUUGAAGAAAUGCAAGAAAUGGGUGUUUCACCAGGCACUGUGACAUACAAUGCUUUGAUGGAUGGCUAUGUAAAGGCAAGAGAAAUUGGUGAGGCUAAUAUGCUCUAUGAGGAAAUGCGGAAUAUGAGAGUUGCUCCUGAUGGUAUAACUUUUAACAUUUUGGUUGCAGGAAACUACAAAUAUGGGAGGGAAGAUGAUGGCAACAGGUUCUUAAGGGAAUUAUCUAUGAUGGCUUUGAUUCCUGAUUGUUCAAUAUCUGACAUGUCCAUUUCAGGAUUGUGUUGGGCAGGAAGGUUAGAUGAGGCUUUGCACUUACUGAAGACUAUGCUUGAGAAGGGCAUACCUGUUAGCAUAAUUGCCAUCAAUUCGCUCAUUUGUGCUUACAGCAGAGCAGGACUGCAUGAGAAAGCUUUUGAAGUGUAUAACAUAAUGACAAAAUUUGGUCUUACUCCUUCUGCUUCCACAUCUACUUCUCUGCUGAUAGGUCUAACUAAAGUAGGGAAGCUUCAAAUUGGAUUGGAUAUUUUCACUGGAAAAAUGCAUCAAAAUGGUAGAACGUAG
Molecule: messenger RNA, 1548 nt
Organism: Coffea eugenioides
Lineage: Eukaryota; Viridiplantae; Streptophyta; Magnoliopsida; Gentianales; Rubiaceae
Product: pentatricopeptide repeat-containing protein At1g09900-like
Exons: 4
Coding region: 1-1548 (515 amino acids)
Molecular function (GO): protein binding
Source: RefSeq, a predicted model, not a curated record